AUGAAGCACGAGAUAAAGGAGACAGUUCGUGGCUUAAUGGCAAAUGCUAUUCCGCUUGAAGAACAGGGUCUGAGUUUAAACAAACAAGAGUUUAGGUUAUUUUAUUUUAUUCUAUUCUAUCAACCAUACCCUGUCUUGCAAAAAGGAUGGUUUUGUGGUAGAGACAGGACGGAAUUCGAGACCUGUUGACAUCCGUGAUCAGUAAAGUUUGCAAGAAUGUUGAAUCUGAGCCACACCUUCAACCACUCGAUAACUCGAUAACUCGAGACUCAAUUUAAGAACAGCAAACAUAAGUCCUGAAGCAAGAUUAGAUAGCAAGGCCGUAGGGUUCUGGUCUCGUGGAGUUACUGCAUUUUUUGAUGUCCGAGUAACGCAUGUAAAUGCCGCAAGCAACCAGAACAAGUCAACAUCGACGACUUUCCAAGGGCAGGAAAAUGAAUUAGAAGAGGCAGUAUCUGCAUAG
This is a messenger RNA of Paramuricea clavata, 463 nucleotides long. NCBI's taxonomy places the organism in Eukaryota, Metazoa, Cnidaria, Anthozoa, Malacalcyonacea, Plexauridae. The record is from the annotation of a GenBank genome assembly.